Bubalus bubalis (water buffalo) is the source of this 1757-nucleotide messenger RNA. Its product is annotated as tripartite motif-containing protein 43. Bases 187 to 1545 code for a protein of 452 amino acids. The transcript is spliced from 7 exons. Gene Ontology annotation, molecular function: zinc ion binding; protein binding. NCBI's taxonomy places the organism in Eukaryota, Metazoa, Chordata, Mammalia, Artiodactyla, Bovidae. The record is from RefSeq and is a predicted model, not a curated record.
CCAGGAGGCAAAGUCAGUCUUCUCCAGAACCGAGAGGGAGUGUUUGGAGUUCACCUGCAUCUUGAGACUUCUGAAAGCCACACUUGGAACUCUUGACCCCUGGGCCAACUUCAUAUUCUUCUCCAGGGUAGACUGUUUCUACAACUCCUUAGAGGAAUAAACUCCUGAUGUUCUUUCCUCAGGAAAAUGGACUCAGAAAUCCCAGAAGCCUUCCAGAAGGAGCUCACCUGCCUCGUCUGCCUGAAUUUCCUUCUAGACCCAGUCACCAUAGGCUGUGGGCACAGCUUCUGUAGGUCCUGUCUUUGUCUUUUCUGGGAACAAGCCGAAGUCCCUGCCAGUUGUCCAGUGUGCAGACAACCAUCAGAACAGACAAACCUCAAAACCAAUUUUCUUCUGAAGAAUCUGGUGUCCACUGUCAGAAAAGCCAAUCUCAGGCAAUUCCUGAAGUGUGAGGAACACCUGUGUGGGACCCACAGGCAGAAAAAGAUGAUCUUCUGUGAAGCCAACAAGAGCUUGCUCUGUUUGGUCUGCUCUCAAGGUCAGGAGCACAAGACUCACAGACAUUGUUCCGCUGAAGAGGCUGCUGAGGAAUCCUGGGAAAAGUUGGCAAAGCAAAUGAGAUCUUUAUGGGAAAAGAUUCAAGAAACUGAAAGAAAUCUCAAGAAAAGUAGCAGAGGAACUGACCCUUGGAUGUUUUAUGUGUAUCGACAUGGAGACAUGAUUAGGAGAACUUAUCAGAUGGCACCCCCAUUUCUCCCAGAGGAAGAAGAUUACUAUGUAGAGAGUAUUGUAAAAGAAGGCCAAAACAUAUACAAUCAACUCAGAAGAAGGCAAGAGGAAAUAAUCGGAAAGAAGAGAGAGCUCCAAGAAAUACACAAGGAGCUCAUUCAAAUGUGCUCUAAAUCAGACGUGGAGCUGCUCCAGGAAUUGGAAGACAAACUGAAAUGGAGUGAGACAGCACAGCUGCACGUGCCUCAGCCUCUGCUCCCAGAACUCCCUGCGCGUCCCAUGUCUGGGCUGAUGGAGUGGCUCAACCGCUUCCGAGUCAACUUUUCACUCAGUAACGAAGUAAGCAGUCAGCACAUCAGGUUGUUCGAUGAUGCAAGACGUCUGACGUAUGAACAUGACAGCCUCCAUGCAUCUUUGGAUGGUGGAACAUUGAAGUAUUUUGCCUCAUGGGGAGACCAGAGCUUCACCUCUGGCAAACAGUACUGGGAGAUGCUUGUGGAUAGCUCUUGGGACUGGGCAGUAGGUGUCUGUAAGGAUUCCUGGAUAAGGAAGGACGAUGGCAUACUGGACAAGUCCAACAGGGACAACUUUCUCCUUGUGUGUGUGAAGCAGGAUGAUCAUUACCAACUCUGGACCACAGCCCCCACCACGCCUCUGUACAUAGAGAGACCUCUGGGCAGGGUUGGGGUGUUCCUUGAUUGUGACAGUGGAAGUAUUAGUUUUGUGGAUGUUGCCAAGCGCACCCUCCUUUGGAGGUACAAUGAUGGCGUGUGCACUUUCCCUGUCAGGCCCUUCUUCUGCACUGGCCACAGGUGAGGAUCUGAGUCACGGCCCAGAUGGGAUGCUCAGGACUCCUUCUCUGGGGGACCCCCUUGUCCACUGCAGCAUAUCAAGGAGACUUCCUGAUCUUUAGGCUCUUUCUACUGUAAUGGAGCUUCUUUUAUUGUUAUUUGAUGUGAAGAUAGUGUCAAAUGCACACUUCACUUGGUUGUCCUCCAUAUUGCUGACAAUAAAUUCUUCUCUUGUUA